CGGCUGAGGGCUCAGAACGCGCUGCUCUCGCGAGAUUUCGGUGGCGGCGCUGUGAGGGGCGCGUGUGCCGCGCGGUGCGUGCAGCUGCAGCCGCCGCCGCCGCCUGAGGAGGAGCCGCGGUCUGAGUGGCCGCCCGGGCUUGUGACAUGGCCACAGAUGUAGCUGAGCCUGUGGUCCCUGACUGCAGAGGAGACAUAAGGAGCGGUCCCAGGUCGGAUGCCGACUACCCUCUUCGGGUCCUCUACUGCGGAGUCUGUUCAUUGCCAACAGAGUACUGCGAAUAUAUGCCUGAUGUGACUAAAUGCAGACAAUGGUUAGAGAAGAAUUUUCCAGAUGAGUUUGCAAAACUUACAGUAGAAAAUUCACCGAAGCAGGAAGCUGGGGUUGGAGAAGGCCAAGGAACUGCAGGAGAAGAAGAAGAGAAGAAGAAGCAAAAGAGAGGUGGAAGAGGUCAGAUAAAACAGAAAAAGAAGACUGUACCACAGAAAGUUACGAUAGCUAAAAUUCCUAGAGCAAAGAAAAAAUAUGUCACAAGAGUAUGUGGCCUUGCAACGUUCGAAAUCGAUCUUAAGGAAGCACAAAGGUUUUUUGCUCAGAAAUUUUCCUGCGGUGCCUCGGUAACAGGAGAAGAUGAAAUCAUCAUUCAGGGCGAUUUCACAGAUGACAUUAUCGAUGUAAUCCAGGAGAAGUGGCCUGAGGUGGAUGAUGAUAGCAUUGAAGAUCUUGGAGAAGUCAAGAAGUGAUGGUUAAAGACUACCUUUAUUUAAUUAUAUGGUUAUAAGUGACGUAGCCAAAGUGAGGCUUCUAAACCCAUGGAUUCUGCAGUGACCCUGUGGAGAGCCCAUAUCCUUGGCAUUUUCACUGUUCUGUAUAGGCUGCUUGGAUUUCUUUUGUUGUGAUAUUUGCCAAAGUUAAAUUGGGGUCUAUCAUGCUUAUGCAUGAAGAUUUAAAUAAAGUUCCUGUUCUUCACUGA
This is a messenger RNA of Numida meleagris (helmeted guineafowl), 973 nucleotides long. It is a transcript of the gene DENR, whose product is annotated as density regulated re-initiation and release factor. The coding region runs from base 147 to 743 and encodes 198 amino acids. Lineage: Eukaryota; Metazoa; Chordata; Aves; Galliformes; Numididae. The record is from RefSeq and is a predicted model, not a curated record. The transcript has 8 exons. Gene Ontology annotation, biological process: translation reinitiation; formation of translation preinitiation complex. Gene Ontology annotation, molecular function: translation initiation factor activity; mRNA binding.